Molecule: messenger RNA, 1159 nt
Organism: Manihot esculenta (cassava)
Lineage: Eukaryota; Viridiplantae; Streptophyta; Magnoliopsida; Malpighiales; Euphorbiaceae
Exons: 6
Coding region: 94-1017 (307 amino acids)
Cellular component (GO): chloroplast
Molecular function (GO): acyltransferase activity, transferring groups other than amino-acyl groups
Source: RefSeq, a predicted model, not a curated record
UGAAGACGAAGAAAAGAAGAGAGAUGCAACGGAUAACCCAAUUCCAAAGUACCAAGAGAAGUGAAAAAACGAGGGGAGAAGAGAGAAAAAAGAAUGGCAGUCCUUUCCUCUUAUCCAAGUACUCUUACUAUCUCCUUGUCCUUUACUUAUCAAAAUUUGUGUAGUUCCCUCAAUUCUACUGGUUUCCUUCAACAAUCUACAUCUCGUCGGUUUCACAUCCGAACAGUCGGAGCUUCGCAGGUGUGCACGCCACACGAGGUCGACAAAUCGUCACUGAUUAUAGCCGAAACGGAGGCGGAGGACGAGCUCUGGGCCGCCUCUUGUCUCCGUGUCCGAUCCUUCUACGAGUUCACGCCUUCCUCUUAUGGCAUCCCAGAUCAUAGAAGGUACUUGGCGGAGCGCGAGUUUGAAGCAGUAAAAGAGCGUAUUGCUGGUAAGAGGACAGGCUUUAGAAGAGUUUCUUGCAUAAAUGCCAGUCUUCCAUUAUCACAAAUAUCAAGCUUAUCUGAAGAGUUAUGUGCUGAAUGUAAGGAUCUUUCGACGAAGCAGAUUAUUGGUAGAGGGAGUAAGUUAGAGGGACUUUACGUCUUGGAUCAGCAACUACCUCGAUCUCCUCGAUCUCUGUAUACGCGUAAUGGAGAAGAUCGAGUAGUAGUUGGAACACUUGAUCUUAAUCAGUGUCUAAGACUACCAGAUGAAAUAACAGGCAAAAAACCUGAGCAGGGCAUUGGAGCUGAUUUUAUGAGGGCAUACCUGAGUAAUGUAUGUGUUGCCAAGGAACUGCAAAGACACGGCUUGGGUCAUCAACUUGUUGCAAAGUCAAAAAUAAUAGCUCAAGAAUGGGGCAUAAGUGACCUAUAUGUCCAUGUUGCUGUCGACAAUGAGCCAGCAAGAAAGUUAUACACAAAGAGUGGCUUCGUAUUUGAAAAUGAUGAACCUGCAUGGCAAGCCAGAUUUCUGGACCGGCCACGAAGGCUUCUAUUGUGGAUCGGUCUCUCUAGUGGACAUGUAUUGUAAUGUCACAGUAAUAGCUUUCUUAUUCUUUUUAUGAUAUUAAUUAUUGUUUAUAGCAUUUAACAAAAUCCUUUUCUUUCACUUUUUAACUGUAAGGUGAGCAUCAAAUCAUUUUCGCAAUGAAAAUAAUGCUUGUUACCAUAUA